AUGGGUCUCCUGGAGCUGGUGGCCUCAAACAUUGUUUCGCAAAUCGUUCGUUUGGCUAGUGACUUCGUGCUGUUGGGGAUCUUCAACUUUAUCAAGAAGAAAAUUCAGCAAAUGGCGUUCCUGAGGAUUCUGGUGUCGCUGGUCGUCAGUGUUGCGGUUGCUGGAGCAGACUGCGGUCCCAAAGACGGCGUCUUCAAGUGUUGGGACGUUUGCGGAGAGGAGGUGCGGGACGCCAGCGGCUACGGACAUUGGGUGACGUUCGUCGGGUCGACACUGUUCUUGGACUGCGUUCGUCAGGCGGAUCUCAAGGAGGUGAAGCUGGUGUCGCCGACGGUCUGCGUCGGGCGUCGUGUCAACAUGGAUUGUGUCGUGACGCCGUGGAGGUGGUGCAAGGAGGUUGUGCCCCCUGAACCGGAGAUCUUGACAGCAGCAGUUCCGCCGGUGGUUGAUGAGCCUCGCCCAGUGGCGCCAACGGCCAACCUGGCGGUUGUCCACGUGCCGGCGAGCAAAACGUCGUUUGUGGUUCGGGCGCCGCCCUCGACGCAGCAAAGCGUCGUUGUGGCCCAAGAGGUGCCACACAUCAUUAGGGCACCGUCGUUGACGCCGGAGGUGACGGUCAACAUCAAACAU
Molecule: messenger RNA, 630 nt
Organism: Notodromas monacha
Lineage: Eukaryota; Metazoa; Arthropoda; Ostracoda; Podocopida; Cyprididae
Source: the annotation of a GenBank genome assembly